UGAUGCUUAUCGGAUGCAACACGUGAGUAGCACUCCCUGGGUGCUCUGCCGCCUGGUCCAUUCGCUCUCGUAGCAGACAUCUUCGCGAAAAACGAUGCAACAGCCGGCGUCACAGACAGCGGCAAGCAGUGCUGCCGAGGCCUCCCAGCAGGCCCAGAGCGGCACACAAGGCGACCAGGAGACGGCCUUCUAUGAAUCGCAGCGACGGGUGGGGAAAAUGACCCACAUGCACCUACAGGUGGCGGGGGCAUGCUGGUAAUUGUGUUUGUUUUGUGUGUGUGUGUGAGUGUGUGUGUGCAGCUGGUAUUACACGACUACUGCACGGGUGAGUUUGUGGAGGAGACCCUGGCGGUGCUACCGCAGAGGUUCACGUCGCUCGAGCAGUACCGCAUGUGCUUCAUUCCCGCGGUCAGCCACUGGCCCACAUACACAGACAGACAGACAGAGUCCCAUCUGUGUGUGUGUGUGUGUGUAGGCUGAGGCCAACAUCAAGGCCGAGAUCUACGCGUCCAUCUGCCAACUCAACCACAAGCGCCAGCUGUGAGAAAGCAACGAGGAGGUCACACACGUGUGCACCCGUCGUGUGUGUCUGUGUCUAGUGAGAUGGUGCUCUCUGUGUCCACCGAGCGGCGAUUUGUCCACGGUCGGUAUCAAAUCGCCUAUCAGUGGGCGAGCAAGGAGGACUUCAAACAGGACUGCGUGCGGGCGCUCCUCCACACCAACGAGGUGGUGCUGGUCUACGACAGGAGCCUCGACAUCACCACCAAAUUCGACCUCAAGGUGGCCGACGCAGAGGAGGGCAGAUGGGCGCUGGGAGUCAUCGACAAACACAGAUCACUCAGCCACUGGUCAGCCAAUACAGCGAGCCCACCCCACCAUGUGUGCCGGAUAUAUGUAUGUGUAUAUGUGGUUUAUCGAUCUCCCUCUCUCUCUCUGGGUGUGGUGUGGUGUGGUUUGGUGUGUUGUGUGCAGGGACGACAUAGAGGGGUUGCAGGAGCACGACAGGCGUGAGCAAGACGGGCGCGACGGCCGCGGCAGGGGGCGCUUUCCGGCAGGAGCAGCAGCGGGUGGCGGUGGAGGGAAGGGUCGCGGCCGCGGGCGGGGCAUCGUUAAGGGCCAGCAGGGUCCGCGACCGCCUCGCGGAUUCACCGGCCCGCUGUACGAGGGCGAGUCGUUCAACAACGGUGCGGCCGAUGAGCAGCAGGCCACCCCUGGUGACCCCGAGCAGCUGGACAUACGGCACCGCAUGACGCUGACCGAACUGACCGACCUCGGACAGCCAACCACGGUGAGAGAGGGCCGGGAGAGGGUGUGGGUCUAAUGGGUGUUGUUGGUGUUUGUCCAUGCGUCUGAUAAACUUGUUAGGUGAUCAACUUCUACACGUGGUCUGCGGCGGUGCCUGCGUUUGUCCAAAACGCCGUUACCAACGUCAUGGUCAUCCCUCUCGUGCAGGUGGGUGCAUUCAUGAGAUUAGAUGCACUUCACCCGUACGUAUACAUUCGUGUGGGGCUGUCUGUGUGUGUUGGUGUGAUGUGACGCAGAUCCCAACAUCGCUGCGCGCCGGCCUCCUGAACCCCACCACAAUAGGCCCUGAACUGUGAGCGCAAUGCCACCUGACCUGCCAACAGAGCAAAGCCACCCAACGUGUGUGUCGUUCAGUGUGCCGGAGGUGUUGGGUGUGCAAGCGGAGGAGAUCGACAGCAAGGACCAGCAGAUCGCCGCACAGGCCAAGCAGUUCCUCGCGGAGAAGUUUCAGGCGGAGAAUCCACAUGCACAGGUGCUGCCGGUGACCGACCAGCUGGCCAAUGACAUCUGCCAAAAACUGAGACUCAAUCAAAGCCAGGCCACUGCCGUCAAGGUGACUCUUCCCCUCUCCCUCCCACCUACCACACACACACACACACACACACAGAGAGAGAGAGAGAGAGGGAAAGGGAGAGAGAUCCAUGUGCGUGUGUGCGUCUGGUGCAGGAGUGUCUGGUGAACCCCACUCGCCGGGUGCAGCUCAUCCAGGGCCCCCCUGGGACCGGCAAGACGUCCACCAUCGCUGUCAUGCUGGCUGCCCUCGCCCUCUGCGGCCGCCGCACGAUGGCCGUCUCACACACAAACAUCGCCACUGCUGAGGUAAACAAGGAGGGAGGGAGGGAGGGAGGGACACUGCACGCAUCCACACGUAUCUGUGUGUCCAUCUGUCCACGUGUCAGAUAGCGCGGAAGUUCCUGACUCGUUUGGUGCGGCACACCGACCCUUUGGAGCUGCUGAUGGAGAAGCCGAAGCUGCUCGUGCCGCAGUCCUACCCGCUCGACGACAGGCGCAUGCGCCGCGCGCCGAAGACACACGAAGUGGACCACUUCCUGCCGUCGCACAUUGUCCUGGUAAGUCUGUCUGCAGUGUGCGUGUGUGUGUGUCCGUAUGGUUGCAGUGGUGCUGUGUGUGCGUGUGUGGCUGCAGGUUGGUUCGGAGGGCCGAGUAGACACGCGUGAAGGCAUAGACGCCAUUUGGGUAUGCGCGUGUGCCAGGGGGGACGGAGGGAGGGAAGAAUAUGCAUUCAUGGGGUGGGGCGUUUGUGUGGCGUGUGUGUGUUGUGUUGCAGGCCGACCAUAGAAUCCACAUGCUUCAGGCGAGUGUGCGGAUCAUUUUGGAGCUGCUCCGGGGCAUCAAGGGCCGGUACAGGCCCAGCACCAUACAGAACUGGAUGAAGCUGCCAUGGACCGUUGACACCACACAGGAGGACCGUAAGACAUUCAUCCACACACACAUCCACACACACACAGAGGGAUGGGUGUGUCGAUGGGUACGUUUGUGUGUGUCAGGCAUUCCGUUUCCCGAUGGUGCAGCUGAGAUCUACGCCGCGUUUGACAAGUAUCUCAGGCUGAUACGCAUCAACGGACCACCGCCCAGAUGGUACACACACACAUACACACACACACACACAGAUGCACACGUGCGUGUUGGUUGUGUGUCCUGUGUAUAUCUCUCUCUCUCUCUGUGUGUGUGUGUGUGUGUGUGUAGGGCUGCGCACCAGAAGAUCGAGACGUGGCCUCGUACCAUCACAGACGAGAUUCUCUUCCUGGGCGUCCUCUUCCUGGUGCCUUAAAUGCAUAUACACAUAUCACACCAAGGGAGAGUGCGAAGAAGGGGAGGCGAGAAAAGGCCAACCGACCUGCAUCGUGAACCCAUGGUUGGUCUCUUGUCGCUUCUCAUUGUCCAGCAAGCCUUCGCUCGCCGCUCCCAACUCCCCGAUAGGCCUCUUGUAACAACAACACCCCAACACCCCAACACCCCCCCACACAGAGAGAGAGAGGGAUUCGUGUUUUGUUUAUGUCGGUUAUCAGGGCGAGAGGACUGACGAUGUGCUGCCGAUGAUGUACCGGACGAUGGUGUGGUUCAACUGCCCCGGGCGUGUGCCGCCCCCCACAGAGGAACCCCAGCGCAUCGAGAUUUGCGAGAGCCCUGCACCACACAUCAUGUAGCGAUGCGAUCGACGCACACUUACACACUUACACGCACAUCGUGGUGGCUGGAGAGGAGAUGCUGUGGGUGUGGUUGGUUGUCUGGUGCCGUGUGUGUCACUCACACAUGGAUGGCCAUGAUAUGGAUGCAGGCCGAAUCUGGUCGAUUUGAUGGCGGAGGAUACCUCGGCUGGCGUGCUGGAAGAGGCGCUGGAGAGGAUCCGCUUGCUGCUCUACCGCAGACUCGUGGACGUCAACCAACGCAACUUCUCGCGUAAGCAAAAGGGGAUGGAUGGAUGGAUGGAUGGUCGACUCGUAUGUGUAUGUGUGUGUCUGUGGUGGUCAGAUCGUGUGUUGAACAAGAUGUUGGUGGACAGCGCGUCAGUGUGCUUCUGCACCACAACAGUGGUACGGUAGUUACGUGCGUGUGCACGGCGGGUGGGUGCUGCUGGUGGUGUGUCUGCAUGCCCUCCCUCCCCCCUCCCCUCCCCGUGUGUGUCCUUGCGCCAUUCAGGCAUGCAGACGAUUGUUCAACGACAUGUGGUUCCACACACUCGUCAUCGACGAGGCCUGCCAGGUCACUCUCACUCUCAUCCCCCCUCCCGGACCGACCCCCAUUGCCCAUGGUGGUGUGUGUGUGUGUGCGUGUGUGUGUGCAGGUGUUGGAGAGCGAGAGCCGCACGGCGUUCAAGGCGUGUUUGGAGGCGGCCAUUCUGGUGGGCGACCACAAGCAGCUGGGGCCGAUUGUCAUCAGCAACGCGGCGUCGGAGAGCGAAUUCAAGCGGUCGCUGUUCGAGCGGCUCGUCAGCAACGGACACCCCUUCAUCAGACUGCAGACACAGGUGGGUGUGAACGAAUGCAGUCAAGACAGAGAGAGAGAGACGCAUGUGGUCCAUCCAUCCAUCCAUGUGUGUGUGUGUGGGUGUCUGUGUGUGCAGUAUCGCAUGCGGCCGGAGAUUGCUGCCUUCUCUGUCCGGGAGUUCUACGAGAGUAAGCCCGUACUCACACACACGUGCGCAGGACAGAAUCGACACACGAUGGGCAGCUGCAAAUGUGUGUGUGUGUGUGUGUGUGUGCAGAUGCCGUCGAGAAUGCCGGCAACGUGACGUCGGAGGAGUGGUCCAAACCGUGGCACUCCUACAAGUCAGCAGCCCCCCCCUCACACACACACACACACACAGAUGGCCACCAUGUGUGUGGUGAAUUGGUGCACAUGGCAGGCACGGUCUGUUCCCGCCAUUCUGUCUGUUCGACACGAGCAACGUGUCGCGCGACCUGGUGCACGAAGCCCACGACUUGACCUCCACUUUUGCCAACAGCAAGAUGAACCAGGGCGAGGUCGACGUCAUCAUCGCCCUCCUCUGCUGGCUAUACGACACCUACGAACACCUCUUCCCGCCCAUAGACACCCACCUCGAGGACACCGACCUGCCCAUCACUGCCAAUGUCACGCCGAUGGACAUCGGCAUCAUCGCGCCUUACCGUCGGCAGGUCCGGGCGGCUGCCAUUGGGGCCACACAGACUUCACACACUCGUGUGUGUUGUCCAUGUGUGGGUGCAGAUUGAGUUGAUCCAGGAGCAGCUGGCGGCGAGGAUCCCGCGGAUGCUCAACUACGUCACCAUUGCCACCGUUGACGCCUUCCAGGGCCGCGAGAAGAGCAUCAUCAUCUUCAGCGCCACACGAGCCAAUGCACACGGUAGGUAGGGUGCACACACAUGACCACAACACACGCACGGAUGCACUGACAGACACUGAUAAAAUAAACACAUCACACCCUCCUGUCUGUGUGUGUUGAUGAUCAGGUGAGAUUGGCUUCACCAGCGACGCCCGCAGGCUCAACGUCGCCCUCACUCGAGCCAAACACUCCUUAUGGGUACGCCCCCCGGCACACACACACAUGUGGAUGGAUGGAUGGAUGGACGGAUGGACACAGUAAUGUCCGACAGGCAGACGGUCUGCCAAGGUGCCCUUGUGUGAUGUGACCUCCCUGCUGCUGUCUGUCUGUCUAUCUAUCUGUGUACGUGUGUGUCAGGUGAUCGGCCACAUGAAGACCCUCGUGCAGAACAAAUGCGCGCGCAGGCCGAUGGGGUCGCUGUGGUGAGAGGGUCUUAAAGAGCAUCACGCCACACAUAUCAAAGGAGGCAGCCAGCGAUCAAGCUGCAUCGAUCCCUCUAUGUCUGUGUGUGUAUGUGUGUGUGUGUGUGCGUGUGUGUGUUGACUGACUGACACACAGGGAGGACCUGCAGUCCCACGCGUUGGUCAUGGCGCAGCGCACCCAGGCCUCCGAUGACAACCUCCUCUCAGCAUUUGUCGACGUGGCCCAUGAGCCAAGGCUCAUGGAGUUCGUCGGUAUGUGCACACACAGACACACACACUCACACCCAGGCACAUCCACCUGGCCCCACCCUCUCUGCGCCUGCAGGACUGUCAGGGAGCAGUGGGGUGGCCCGCCGUGACCCCCUGAUGACGACCAUCAAGUCUUCCUCGCUGCUGGGAGCCUUCACCUUCCCCGUGCUGAUGUCGUCCCACGCCAUCAACUGGCUCAUGGCCAUGGCCAGGGGCCACUUUGACGUGGGCACCAUCAACAAGAUCAAGGUCUGCAUCAGAAAUCUCGCCAGGGGCAACCAGGAUGUCCGUCGUCGCAAGCUCCUGAUAUCCGCCACUCAGAGGCCGUAGGCCUGCAUCAACGGGCAGCAGGGGCCACAACACAAGACAAGACACACAGGUGGCGUGCCCUUUGUGUGUGUGUGUGUGUGCGUCUUUACGUGUGGGAUCGAAUCUAUCACCGCCAGCAACAUCGAAGACCUGUUGAUCUUCGAGGAGGCCGUCCAGCAGACACCUUUGGUCAUCAUCUGGAGCAUGGCGCUCGACGACGCAACCAACGGCCAGGCAGUCCGAAUUUGGACCAUCGAACACAGAACAAACCGCACACGUGAGCGACGCGAGCCACCGACCGACCUAACGGUGGUGUUGGGUGCAUCACAGAGCUCUGUGUGUGUGUGUGUGUGUGUGUGUGUCAGGGUCGUCCUACGACUACGACGGCAGGAUUCUCGCUUGGACUCAUUUCAACGUCCACACGAGCGAGUACCGCAGGGCGUGUCUGGCCCACGGCGACCUCGAGGACAUCAAGAGGCGCCCAGACCGCCCCCUGCCCAACAAGGACGUCCAGAUCAACCCCGGCUGGACAGACAACCGUGAGUGGCGCGCGGUGAAGAAACCUGACCAUAGGAGUGCGUCGGCAGCAUCGGGUGGUGACAGCUGGGGUUCGCCGGCGAUUGAGAGGCUCAGCGGGGCUGAGUGUGAGGUGAGGGGCUACGAGAUGGAGACCAUCGACAUCGAGGACGCCGAAGGCGAGCCACUGCUCCCAUUCCUCCCCACACAUCGCACCUUCCACCGAAUGAACAGGUCAGUCAGUCAGUCAGUCUGCCCCCACCGCCCCACACCCAGGCGCAUCCACCCUGUGUGUCUGGUUUCUUUUCCUCGCCGUCCGGCCAGUGAGUUCUUUGGCCACUUCGUGGAGCUGCUCAAGCACGUGUGUGAGUCGGCCGGUUCGUCCUCAUCUGGCCCGCUCGCCGACAGGCCCGCCGCCGAGCUGGAGCUCUUCCACGUGUCGGGUGGCCACCGUGCGUGGCCCCCGGCCCUCGACUACCGCCUGCAGCGGAUCGCUGCCGACGGUGGGGCCUCGCUGUUCAUCAUGGGCACCGCUGGGGCCGGCAAGACCAAUGUCCUCAUGGCCAGGUGAGUGGGUGAGACAGGCAGCCUGAGGCAGGUGCAUAUGGAUGGAUAGAUGGAUGGCGUGUGUGUCGCAGGAUGCGUCAGGUGGAGCAGGAGUGGGUGGUGCGUGAGCAUGUGGGGCUGCGGCCGCUGACCGAGCACGGCUGGGGCGGUGAGGGGGGGUGGCGGCAGGGAGACGACCCCGAACAACUCAGAGAGGACGACCCCCGGAUGCUCACACAGCCCACAUGGAAUGACUCUGAUGGCGACAAUGACGCACAGGCAGCGCCUGUCCGUCCAGUCAAUCCCUACCCCGCGCCGUCCAUUCUCCUCGUCGCAGCCGACGACGCCCUGGCAGACACCCUCCGGCAGCAACAUGAGCUGCACCGAAGCUGGAGUCGCCUCUCGGCCCCCUCGCCCAGCAAGCUCAUCAACGACGGCAAGGCGCAGCAGUACGACUGGAUUUUCCAAAAGAAGAAGGACGGCCUGCCCCUCUACGUCCCGCCGCGUGUCGAGGCCCUGCGCGACGCCAUCAACAGCCGCAUCCACCGGGUCAGCGGCAACCCGCCAGAUCCCAUCAGGUCGGAGCCGCUGUUCAGCCGGCAGGUGUUCCGGCUGCCUGAGGGGCGAUCAGUGUGCUCAAGGGAGGCGGGGGCCGCCGACGACGGUGCCGGGGCUGGGGGAGGGGCGGGGGCGGCCGAUGACUGCCAUCCUGCCAUCGUGGGGCCGAGGGCGCUGCUCGUCUCUGUCGACGGUACACACACACACACACACGCACACACAGAUGGGAACCUCCCUUUAUCACUGUGUGUGUCUGUGUCUGUAUGUGUGAUGCAGAGAAUCUGAUCGACCCGUUUUUGGACCAUCCCGACCUCCCUGGUCGUCACAACCUGUACCCUCUCGCGCGAAACAUCCGACGAGUCGACAUACGAGUGGGUACACACACACACACACACACACAGAGUGAUGCCCACUGUCGCUGGACAAUGCAGGACGAGGUGACGUUCCGCGAGUUCUUCGAAGGCUUUUGGCCCCACAUCAAGUGGUAUAUGAACGGGUGGCUUAGGGAGCUCCAGCACAGCAGGAGCGGCCGCAUCAUCGACAUGGACCUGCCCGACGACAUUAGUGCGGAGGACGUGACGCGCUGCGGGCUGGCCGAGUACCUCACCCACCCAGACGGCACCUACGAUUCCAAACACGAGACUGGACUGGUGAGUGUGUGCGGUGGGUCAAAACAGAGAGAGAGAGAGAGAGAGAUGGGUGGGUGCGUCCGUGUUGGGUGUGUCUGAUAUGGUCAAUUGGUCAAUCAGGGGUAUUUGGUGUGGAGUGAGAUCAUCUGUUCCAUACCAGCGCACCUCUCCACCACCCAGCGCAAGAAGGACGAGAAGCGGCUCGAGGCCUACCUCUUCCUCCGCUGGGGCACCACCCGCCCCCGAAUCACAUUCGACAACGACGGCAACACCGCCAGCCCUUCGCCCUCUUCACCAUCAGUAUCAUCAUCAUCAGCCGCAGCAGCAACAGCAGCAGCGGAGGGGCCCACAGUGGUGGACGAGGACACCUACGGUCAGUACGGCGGGAACCCCAUGGCCCUGACGGCGAGCGAGUACCUGCAGCAGGCGGAGCGGACGGGGCGGCCUGCGUAUCUGUCUCGGGGCGACCUGGUGGUGGUGUACGCCAUGUGGCGGCAAUACGCCCAGAUGAAGGAGAACAGGGGCAGGGGCGAGUGGGACAGAGCCGACCUCGCCACACAUGCACUGGUCGGUCAGCAGACAAAGAAAGAGGCGAUGGUGUCUGUGCAUAUGGAUGGGAUGAUCCGUCUGUGUUGCACAUGGGUGACAUGGAGGUGUGGGUGUGUGUCAGGUGUUGCUGUCUGCUCAUGCUCGUCGUGCGUAUCGUGGGAGGGUGUUCGACUACGUCUUCUGCGACGACGUGGACUUGUGGGCGCCAGUGGAGGUGGCCGUCGCAUUCCACCUGGUGGGCAGCAAGCGACGCAUCGCCAUGGCCGUCUCGCAGGUACGCACACACCCCCCUCCUCCCCCCCUCCACAGCUCAUUAUUCCAGCGAUGGACACUUGCAUGGUGCGUCUGUCUGUCGUGUUAGGAGGGCGUGCUCGGCCCGCAGACAUGCGACAAUGUCUUCCCCAUGUACUCCAAAUUCAUACGUACGCCACACACACGUCACCACCCGACAGACAGACGGUAUUGGUGCGUGUGUGUGUGUGAAGGCUCCCGCGCCCAGCUGACGCCGCCGUCGAUUCUGCUUCACUCGUGCCGGUCGACCGAGUUCCUGACGCUUCUGGCCGCCACUGUUGUGAAACCUCUGCGCCGGCUGCUGAGUGGCAAGACGAUGCUCUUGAAGAAGGGACAGCUGCACACCGAUGACAGCGACCACAUCGCCCGGGCACUGUCAGUACCCGCCAACAGAAGAUACAACACCGUCGAGCAGCAGCAGGUGGGGAAGAGGGUGGGGUGGGUGUUGGGAGAGCAGGUGGGGGCAUCCAUCUAUCCAUCCAUCCAUCCAUCAUGUGUGUGCAGGUUGACGGGCCCGAUGCGCUGCCCGACGACCUGGUCCGUGCGCGGCGGGAAGAGGCCGACACACGUGCCCUGCUGUCACUCCGUCGCCAGGGGACCUUCCUCAAGCCAUCGCUCCUGCUGCUGCCUGAGGAAUGGCUGGACUUGAGGAAUGUGCCGCACGAGGCGAAGGCGGACCUUCUGUUCGAGGCGUUCCAGCUGGUGCAGCCCCAGUUCAUCGACAGCCGGCGGUCUGUGGGCGACCACACAGGUGGGUGGUGCGCAGAGAUCCAUGCGGAUGGAUGGAUGUGCUGUCCUUUGCAGUGGCGAUCGUUGUUCGGCGGGAGUACGACGUAAAAAUGGUCGCGGAAGCACUGGCAGAUAUCACUCAGGUGCGGACACACACACACACAGAGAUACCUAUACAGACGCAAUGAUCCCGCCCCGCCCCGCCCCAGGAUGACAAGCACAACGGCCGCUGGCGAUGGCAGCGGAUAAACUGUCACGACAGCGCUCAACGCUCUCGCCUGCAUCUGCGUCACCGCCAGCGGUCGCUCUCGCCAAGCCGCCGGUCUGCGCACUCGGGGUCGUCUCCGGGCCUGUCACGUGCCACUGUGUCGAGCCGUGAGGGGCCUGUGGCGGGCCGUGACAAGGAUGAGCGCUGCGUCAUCCUUGUCGAGCGAUUCGACGACCUGCUCGCACUCAAUAUGGAGUUUGAUCAGGUACGCUUAAGAAGGGCGGGAGAAGGAGCAGAGGAGAGGACACGAGAUGGAUGGAUGGAUGGAUGCUCUCUCUCUCCCUGUCUCUGCGUCUCUCUCCUCUCCUCUCCGUGUGUGUCGAUGUGUCGAUAGGUGGUAGUCUACGAUUUCUUCUUCCGUUCGGAGCAGCUGGAUUUGGUGUGGAUGCAGCCGUGGGUUGGCUGGGUCUUGGAGAGCUUCCAGUCGGGCGUGCCCUUCAUGCCCUACGUCCAGCAGUUCCCCGUCGACGUCUCCAACCUCGUCGAUGAGCUCCGCCUUCUCUACGCCAUCAUACGCAUGGCCAGGAUCAACGUCAGCUUCAUUGAGGUGCGGCACACACACACACACAUUGACAACACAGAAAGCCCACAUGUAUUCCGAUGUCAUUUGUGUGUGUGUGUGUGUUGGGGGCCGUGUGUGUCAUGCAGUCGAGUCCCGACUCGUCCGUGGCACUGAGCGCCUGGUGGUCGGCCCGGGGCAUCGUGGACGUCCAUGAGCUCGCCAAUGUCCGCAGGCAGGACCAGCGGGGCCGCCUCGCGCUAGAGCUCAGCGGGUCGCCGCAGAAGCUCUUCGAUCAACACAAGAGGGCCAUCGCCCGGUGCGAGCAAGAGAGCCAGCAGAUGAAGCAGCAGAUGGAGACGAGCACCCGCAACAACAACACCGGAGCUGCUGCUGCUGCUGCUGCUGUUGCUGUUGCUGUUGCUGCCCAGCCAUCCCGCCCCUCCCGUCCAGCAGCUGCAGCAGCAUCAUCAGGGCGUGGCGGGCGUGCUUCCCCCGCCCCAUCCUCCAUCGCACCCAUGGCACCCCCCCGUCCACACGCACCGUACAACGACACCAACAACCGAGACCGAGGCGGCCGCUACCCUGACGAUGACCUUGAGGAUCUGCCGAUGCCGCCGCCGCCCAGGGACCGUCGAGGUGGCAGUUAUAGGUGGCAGCAGCGUGACUUCCGUGACGACUGGGCGGACGACGACAGCAGUGAGGAUGGUGACAGCAGCUACGAGUACAGCCGAUAUGGGGGCGGCGGGGGUGGGGCGUACCAGAACUCCUGGCAGAACCAGCAGAUGAGGGGCGGGUAUGAUGACUAUUAUUAUGGCUAUGAUGACGACGCGCGGUCGGACUACAGCUACCGGUGACUGACGGAUACAGUGUGUGACACAUAGAUACAUACAUGACCGACUGACUGAUCUGACUGAUUAGUGGGGAGGGACCGGCGCAUGCGGUGCAUGCACAUCGAUGCUGCAUGCAUCGAUAUAUGCUGUUUUGCUGUGUGACGGGAGUAGCGGGCCCGCGGAUCGGGGCCGAUGCGUACAGAGUCUUUUACGAGUAGGGGAGGACAGCACCACCUACGUGUGUAUGUUUGUGUCUGUCGUUGUGCUGUCGUCACUUUCGAUGCACCGUCGACGUGAUCUUACUGCUGCUAGCUGCCUCGGG
Vitrella brassicaformis is the source of this 11848-nucleotide messenger RNA. Lineage: Eukaryota; Vitrellaceae. The record is from the annotation of a GenBank genome assembly.